Molecule: messenger RNA, 1545 nt
Organism: Dreissena polymorpha
Lineage: Eukaryota; Metazoa; Mollusca; Bivalvia; Myida; Dreissenidae
Product: ganglioside GM2 activator-like
Exons: 4
Coding region: 13-657 (214 amino acids)
Biological process (GO): ganglioside catabolic process; lipid transport
Cellular component (GO): cytoplasmic side of plasma membrane
Molecular function (GO): lipid carrier activity; enzyme activator activity
Source: RefSeq, a predicted model, not a curated record
GAUUAAGAGCUAAUGGCGUACAGGAACAUGACGUCAAUUUUCCUAAUAUUGACACUGUGCUGCGCGGUUACACAUGGUUCAUCCAAACAUGUUCACGAGUUUGAAAAUAUACAAUCAGAGGACCAACACCUGGACUUAAACAUGCUGGAGGCCUUAACUCACUUUUUAGAACAAACAAAGAUUCAUACAAACAUAUCAGCUGGCCUACAAAGGAAAGGAUUCUCCUGGAAGAAUUGUGGUCAAUCUUCAGCACUCGUGGACAUCAGGUCGCUGUCACUGAGCCCCGACCCCCUGUCGUUGCCCGGACCAGUUAAUGUUGCAGCUUAUUUUACAGUGAAUCGCGCACUAAAUGCUCCACUGAAAGCACGUUUGACAGUCUACAAGAAGAUUCUGUUCACAUAUAUAAAGGUCCGCUCGUUCAAGUUCGGUGACAUGUGUUCCAGUUUGGCAAAAUACAAGUAUCGGUGCCCCGAUCAACUUAAGAAGAUUGGGAUCAAAUGCUCGUGUCCAAUAGCACCGAACACAUACAACCUUGGGAUGACACAGUUUUAUGUAUCGUCUAAACGCAUCCCCAAGGGAGACUAUCGCAUCGUUAUGGAUAUUUCAAUGAAUCAGUCUCAGGUUUUGUGCAUCGACGUGCAUUUUUCCUUAAAAUAGAGUCAAACCUCUUUCCACAACUGAUUUGGCUAGCUGGCUGAUGUUGUUUUCUUUUCUUCAAUUGGUUUGACUUUAUUUGUAUGUUCUCAUACCAUUUGUUUGUCUGCAGGUUGCGAAAUAAAUCUAUGUUUUUUAAGCAUCCUAUUUUAUAAUUGCUUUGGUGAUUCAGGUAUAUUUUGAUUUAAAAUACUUACAAAGUAUUGAUUAUGUAUUUAUUUUUGCGUUUUGAUAUCUAGCAAUAUAUUUUUUAAAGAGUAUCAUAUAACUUACAAUUCGAGAGCAAUUUUAUUUUGCCUGUCUACAAUAUAUGUGUAACUUAUGUGUUCAGUGUCGCGUGUAACCUUUUUUCUUGGUCUGAGGUUAUCUGGCUGUUUGACUGUUAAACCUGUUAAGAUGAAACGCAAAAGUUAUAGGUAGAUUUUAAAUGGUGAUGUGAGCAACAAAAGAAGCGUUACUUUAAACCUUACACUGUUCUAUUCAUUCAAAGUGUUCAUUCAAAAAAAAAUCAUAUAUUUUUUUACGGAACAUCUUUUUCUCAUUAUGAAUGAUAGCAUGUUGAAAUGUCAAAGGUAUAAAGAGCUUUCAAUUAGGAGGAUUAUAGUGCACUUCUAAGGAUUAUAGUGCACAAGAAGUGCAGCUAUUGACCCGUUGUUAUGUAUUUGUUACUUGUUUUUGUUGCCUUCUACCAAUUAUUGCCCCAUCGACUGGGCACACAUUUUAUAACUAAACGCUGACAUUAUGUUGUCUAAAAUGUUUUAAUAUUAAGACGUAUGCGCAUGAUGUCUUCUGAUAUAUUUUAUAAAAUAUACACCUUGCAUAUAAUUGUUACUUAAAAAUACUUGCAUUACAUUUUUAUAUUACAAUAAAUCAAUAAAUACAACGCUGUUA